AUGCUCUCCAGGCUGCGCACCGCACCCCGAUCAGCGACGCGCUUCCUGUCGACCUCGGCCGCCGCUCCCUCGCCUCUCGCCCUCGCUCGCGAGCCUCAACAACGUCCGACGUCGGACUCUGCCCUCUCUCGAGCCCGCACCCGCAUCGCCAACCGCGACCACGUCCAGGUCGCCCCUCCCCUCGUCGACUCGUUCGGCCGCAAGCACGACUACCUCCGCCUGUCCCUCACCGAAAAGUGCAACCUGCGCUGCACCUACUGCAUGCCCGAGCAGGGCGUCCCGCUCCUCCCAAAGGACGACCUCUUGACCGCCGACGAGAUCGAGCGCGUCGCCCGCGUCUUUGUCGACCACGGCGUGCGUAAGAUCCGCCUCACCGGCGGCGAGCCCACCAUCCGGCGCGACAUUGUCGACAUUGUCGAACGCCUCGGCCGCCUGUCGCUGUCGUCCCUCGGCAUGACGUCCAACGGUAUCGCCCUCAAGCGCAAGCUCCCCGCCCUCGUCUCGGCCGGCCUGUCGUCCCUCAACCUCUCGCUCGACACGCUCGACCCGUUCAAGUACGAGCUCGUGACGCGCCGCCGCGGGUUCGACGCAGUCAUGGACUCGCUCGACAUCGCCCAGGGGCUAAAGCCCAAGGGCCUCAAGACCAAGGUCAACGUCGUCGUCAUUCGCGGCCUCAACGACCACGAGGUGCCCGACUUUGUCGAGUUGACUCGCGAGCGCGACAUUACGGUCCGCUUCAUCGAGUACAUGCCCUUCGAGGACAACCGCUGGUCGACCGCCAAGCUCGUCCCGUCGUCGGAGCUCCUGUCGCUCAUCUCGGCGCGCCACCCGGCAUCCGGGCUCGACAAGCUCCAGGACGCCGCGAGCGACACGACGAGGGCGUAUCGCGUCCCUGGGUACGCCGGCAGCUUUGGGUUCAUCAGCAGCAUGACGGACCACUUUUGCGGCGGCUGCUCGAGGUUGAGGAUCGGCGCUGACGGGCGCGUCAAGGUCUGCCUCUUCGGCCCUCCCGUCCUCUCGCUUCGCCCGCUCUUGCGCUCGUCGCCGGCCUCGCCCACGUCCGACGCCGCCCUCAUGCACGCCGUCGGCGGCGCCGUGUACGGCAAGAAGUUUGCGCACGACGGGCUCGGCGGGCCCGAGGGCAUCAAGCGCGAGGGCAAGAUGGGCCCGAUGGUCGGCAUUGCAGCGUCUCUGCCGAUCUCGCCCCUGCGUCCCACCCGCCGUCCUCGGACGCGCACGCCGCUGCACCUCCUCGGCCCCUCGACCUCGUCCCCCCUUUCCUUUCCCACGACCCGCCUCUUCUCCUCGACCUCAUCUCCCCGCACUUCUUCCUCCUCGUCAUCUGACGACAACGACUCGUCGCCUCGCCUGACGCACAUCGACCCGAGCACGGGCAAGGCCGCCAUGGUGUCGGUCGCCGGCAAGGCGUCGACGCUGCGCUCGGCGACGGCCGUCGGGCGCGUGUACGUGCCGCCGGCCGCGUUCGCCCUCAUCGACUUUGGCGACGAGCACGAGCACGAGCUCGAGCAGGUCGAGCGCGACGGCUCCCGACGACGAUCUCGGCGCGGCGGCAUGAACAAGAAGGGCGACGUCGUGAGCGUCGCGCAGCUCGCCGGCCUCAUGGGCGCCAAGCACACGUCGCUCCUCAUCCCGCUGUGCCACCCGGUCCCGCUCUCGCACGUCGCCGUCGAGCUGCGGCCCCUGCGCGCGACGAGCGAGGUCGAGGUGCGCUGCACGGCGACGUGCGAGGGCGCGACGGGCGUCGAGAUGGAGGCGCUCACGGGUGUCAGCGUCGCGGCGCUCACCGUGUGGGACAUGUGCAAGGCGGCCGGCGGCAAGGAGAUGGAGAUUCGCGGGCUCAGGGUCGUGAGCAAGAGCGGCGGCAAGAGCGGCGACUGGGUCCGGCCCGACUUUGACGAGCAGCGCGACGACGUCGAGUAACGAGGACUGGUACUCUCUCG
Molecule: messenger RNA, 1961 nt
Organism: Rhodotorula graminis WP1
Lineage: Eukaryota; Fungi; Basidiomycota; Microbotryomycetes; Sporidiobolales; Sporidiobolaceae
Exons: 6
Coding region: 1-1941 (646 amino acids)
Biological process (GO): Mo-molybdopterin cofactor biosynthetic process
Molecular function (GO): cyclic pyranopterin monophosphate synthase activity; GTP 3',8'-cyclase activity; metal ion binding
Source: RefSeq, a predicted model, not a curated record